UUACAUCAAUUUGAAACACACACAAUUCAAGAAAUGUCAACACCUUCCCCAACUGAGAUCAAUCCUUGUACCAUUGCAGGGUCAGCGCCCUUCACCAUGUGAGGAGCUUCCUUGCGUGUUGAUUUGAUCAUUUGAUCCAAGUUCUUUUGCAAAACGCCUCCAUCCAUCACCAUGAGUACGUCCUCGAUUACAUAUACAAAAUCUUUUUGGUUUCCAACAGAAGUACAGAACCCUAUUUCCAAAGACUUACCCUGUUCAACCUAAUCACCACCAAUAGUUGAUCUUCCCAAUCUUGUUUUACGAAAAAACCUUCCCAAUUUCCCAAACACUGAAGGCAAGCUAUCUGCUAUCCAUUUCCCUGUCUCUAAUGGAAUCCUGAUCCAGCAAUCAUAUACUGGGAUUCUUUCUGGACAAAACACUGAAACACCCUUUCCGACUUUCUCUAGUCAUAGAUUGAAGAAUUUCCCUUUCAUCUGGACAGUUUUCUAGAGACAUCCUUCUCUCAUGGCGAUUGGUUGCCGUAGAUGAGCCAUAAAAAGAAGGAUUCAAGAGGGGAGAUGCUUUUAGUCUUUGGCUUUUCCAAGAAGUGGCCUGCAUAUGCCACAUCUGAGUUGGAUCUGGAAUGUGUUUAUCAUGCCAUCUUGCAGAUUAGCCAGGCACUAGCUGGCGCAGACACAGCAGGUUUAAGGGGAAGGCUACCAAAAUUUGUAUUCAUGAGCUAUUGGUGGACGGCCCUUCGCAAAGUGUGAAGUGUUUGGCCCAUGACGCCUCUUUCCAAGAAUUACUUUUAUAACAAUUAAAGAUCGAGGCAUGGCCGUCUCAAUUUGGGACGGCUUACCGAAGGUUAUCCUCGACAAACCAGUCUCCAGCAACAUUGCUGCUUCCUCUUUGACACGGAAUAAUGGUGACACGAAAAAUUGGUGAUUGGAGGUGCUAGCAGAAUGGGGUUUUGCAAAAUAUGUCAAGGCAGAUUGGAAGGUUUUUGAAUUAGUUGAGAGCACGCAUACUGGUUUCUUUAGAUCCUCCAUCUUGCUGGAGGAUGUUUUGAUGCAGGACAGAAAACAAUAUAUGAACAAUAAGAGGGAGAAAAAGGAAAGUAGCAGAAAAAAUAAGAGGAAGGAAAAAAUUAAGGCAAAAUUGAAAUAGGGUUCAGUUCUCUAUAAAUGGAAGUUGUCUCCAUCAUACACAAUAAGUAAAUGUUAUUUAUGAAACCACAUCAAAUCCUUAAAGCUGAAAAUUCCAGAAUGAAAUCUGACAAACAAGAUCUUAAAUUAUGCCUAAGCCUGUGGUAAACACGAAGAUCCUGGCGAGUCUGAUCCCCAUCAAUGGCGGGGGUGGUUUUCCUGUUAUCUGGCCUGCUGCCAUUUUUUGUCGGGGCUGCAUAAUUUUUAGCUGCAGUAGUUGGGGUCACUUGGGCUUACAGCCAGGUGACUCUUUUUCAGACUCCUUACCAAAUUACUUGAGCCAUAUCUACUUCAUUUUUUCCCCCCAAAUUCUCUUAUCAUCUCCUGAUACUGUGCUCUUUCAUUACAUUCAUUUGUAAUUUCUAACUGUCUGUAUUUAACUGCGGAAAAUUGGAAAUUAUAGCAUUUGAAUUUG
This is a messenger RNA of Malania oleifera, 1599 nucleotides long. RefSeq lists its product as uncharacterized. The transcript has 3 exons. The record is from RefSeq and is a predicted model, not a curated record. NCBI's taxonomy places the organism in Eukaryota, Viridiplantae, Streptophyta, Magnoliopsida, Santalales, Ximeniaceae. Bases 525 to 749 code for a protein of 74 amino acids.